Protopolystoma xenopodis is the source of this 597-nucleotide messenger RNA. The record is from the annotation of a GenBank genome assembly. Lineage: Eukaryota; Metazoa; Platyhelminthes; Monogenea; Polystomatidea; Polystomatidae.
AAGGCACACAAACGUAGUCUGGCCGGCGAGUUGAUCAAUCUCGUGAAAGCACAAUCCAACUCACAAAACCUUCUGAAUCGCAGACCGAAGAAGUCCAUCUGUCCCAGUCUCAUCUGCCAACCUUCAAUCUCGUCUUGUGGGUCUGGGCUGGCGAGCGAAAUUCUUGGAGAUGAGGAACCGAGGUCUGGUUCGGCCUUGGGCCAGUCGUCUGGACAACGCGAUCUCGCGGUACAGCCGACUUGGUUGAGGCACCAGCUCGAGGCGCAGGAGGCCCCACCGCCCCUUGUCGGCCUCCCGAGCCCCUCCGCCUCAGAGCGGAGCUUCAUAGGUCCAUGUCCAGUCUCAGACAGUCCUCAGCCGUCGAGUUCGUACAGCCAAAGAGAGCUGCGAGCCGGGCAAGACAACCUCGUAGCAGGGCGACGACUCGGAGAAGAGGCCGGCCGAGUGCUAUCACGACCCUUCAAGAUAGACUGGCCGAGUGAGGAGGCAGGUCAUGACAACCAGAGCCGACAAGGAUUGAAAAUCGGUGAAGAGGAGUUGGCCAACAGUGGAAAUAGGCGAGGGGGUCUCUGGCCAAUUGGGGUCAAAAAGAAGUGA